GAAAGCAGCAACGAUAAGUUGAUCCCAGUACCGGACUUCGAAGGCGUUUCAGCUCCGCAUGCUAUAUUUUAUAUCUUGUGUUCCAUAAAGCAAGCCAUUCAGCCUCCAGUAUAUACGUCGCAUAACAGUACUUCGGACUUCGACCUUCCUGCACCAGCAUUCUCUUUGGACCGAUACUCUCAUCAUUCUCAUCUCCUGCUAUGGCUCCUACACCAGUGAACAACAGCCUCACCGCUGAGCCUUCAGCGACGUCAAAAUCCGAUGGGAACUACUGGAAGCCCGGAAACAUCGCGUUCACGGUCGUUGCCAGUGUCCUCGCUCUGGGAGUCGUCAUUGGUGUGAUAGCCUUCAUGGUCUACAAGCACCGACAAAAGAAGAAGAUGGUCCAGUCGAUCCCCGCGAAAGAGAGUCUCCUGGAAGGCGACGAGCGCAAAUCGAGCAUGUUCAGCCGCGAGCGCGCCAGCAGCGUCACGGUGUACGUCGACCACACAGACCACGACACAGCAUACCAGGGCGCCAACCCUGAGCCUGCACAACUCCCGUCUCUGCAUGUCACCACCCAGUCCCCAGCUCCUGUCGCAAGCGUAGGCAGCGGUGUCAGCGCGAUGAGCAGGAACAGCAACAAUUCACUCGCCACAAUGAUGCUAAGCCCGGCCUCGGACAGCUCGCGAGUGACGAGGCCGCGGAGCACGAGUGCGUCAAGUGUCCGCUACUACGCAGUCACGCCCAUCGACACCACAAUACCGGUCCCGAAAAUCGUUCGCACAACAUCAGACUAAGGACAGAGACUGGUGGUGAUGGAGUACCGUGGAUGUGCAGCCGGUCCCCUAUUCCCUCCCGAUCCAGAUUUAUUUUGCUUUCAUCGUUAUACCCAUUCGCUUCCACGAUGCACAAACGCAUCUCAGCUUGUACAGUACAAUAAAGCGCAUUUGUUGAUCCUAUGCCUUCCACGUCUUUGUCGCUGUAGCCGUUGUUCCCCUGGAGCAUGCCCCCGUUCCGAAUCGGC
This is a messenger RNA of Boeremia exigua, 1006 nucleotides long. RefSeq lists its product as uncharacterized. The coding region runs from base 201 to 779 and encodes 192 amino acids. The record is from RefSeq and is a predicted model, not a curated record. NCBI's taxonomy places the organism in Eukaryota, Fungi, Ascomycota, Dothideomycetes, Pleosporales, Didymellaceae. The transcript has a single exon.